ACGUAGACAAAUAGUUACUAUCGGUAUAUUAGUCCGAUUAAUAACUGGAUAAAGGGAUUCGCACCGUGGUUCAAUCACACUGCAAUCAGAAUGUAUUUGCUAAUAUCUAGGGCAUGAAGCUGAGUGACAGGUUAGUAUUUGAACAUAUACUCGUCCAAGUCGAUUUUUCUUCCCUGGCUUUACACAUUAAUUUUGCUAGUACAUUAAAUUUGCUAGUUGAGAGCGGAGGCAGCGAGGUAACUUAGGUCAAGAAGCGACCGAGCGACGACCAAGUAGAAAGAGAUCGUCCUUUGGGGCUUUGAGAAAGUCUAGACGUUGAACAGUUCAAAAAGUAACGUUCCUUAGCUGUUAGUAUGACUGACACUACACUAUUGAAUGACACACAACUGACAGUUUAGAGCUUUUAAUACAAAACUGAGCAAUACAUCAAGUUGCAUGAGUAAGAGAAGUAACUAGAAGCAGCUAUAUAUGGAGCCGAUUAGGAACUUGAAUGUUACAGACACAACAAGCGAAAAAGAAUCGUCCGGAAGUACACAUAUCACGUUUACAGAUCAUGAUAUUAAAAUAGAUAAAUAAGUAGAAUAAGGAAAGAUAAAAUGUCAUUCUUCGUCAGUGAUGGUGACAUGAAACAGCCAGUAAGAUAACCAGUUAGUCAUGGACAACCAGUCAAAUCAAUCAAUGAGUACAUCAGAAGAUGCUCCAUUAUCAAGUCAUCUAAGGAUCUCCUUGAGCGUAAUCGUCAUGUUAUGUUCUGCCAUUGCCAAUAUUCUUGUCAUCGCCAUAGUCUACUCCAAUGCACAUAUGAGAACCAGUUUUAAUUACUUAAUUGUGAAUAUGUCUGUGUCAGACUUGUUUGUACCCUUCAUAACAAUACCUAAUACUCUCACCGGUGACUUGACUGGAAAUAGAUGGUUCGUGGACGGUCCCCUUGGUGAAGCGCUGUGCAAACUGUGUUAUUAUCUAAGCGAGUUGACGCCUGCCGUGUCRGUUUUUAGCCUAGUCAUCAUCGCUGUCAACAGGUUCGUGGCCAUUGUAUUUCCAAUGCAUGUGAACGUGUUCAACAAGAAGAUAACUGCAAGACUCUUGAUUAUUGUUCCUUGGCUUGUGAGCAUGGCUUUCUGUUCUCAUGUGUUCUAUACAUUUCGUCUUAGUCAUGAUAACGGCUACCCACAAUGUAUCUUUUCUUCGGAACCAGCCUUCGAUAGCACCACCUAUGCUCGUGUUUACGUCGUGCUUGUUUUAGUGCUAUUCUUCGUGAUUCCUUUCCUUUCUAUUGCUGUAUUGUACUCGAUAAUAAYUUACAAAAUUUAUCAAAGUUCAGAAAAUGUAUCCUCCAUGCUUCAGGAUAGCCGUUCCAGGAAGUACAGAGACAGGCAAAUCUUUUAUUUGUCCAUACUUAUUAUUGUGGCUUUUGGGGUAUUAUGGGGUCCUGUCUUUAUUUACCAUGCAAAUCGAAUACUAACUCCUUCUGAAAGCCUUCCGAAGGUAGACUUUGCUUUAUAUAUCAUGUCCUAUUCUAACUCGGUGGUAAACCCACUCAUUUGCAUCUUUUUCAAUGGGAACUUUAGAAAAGGAUUUAGAAGACUUUGCCGUAGGUUCUACCGGAAAAAAAGGAGAGCAACAAUCCCAAGCAGGUCUACGCGCUUAACAAAGCAAACUAAAGAUAAUGAAAGUAGUUCUAGAAGUAUGAGCGUAGAUCGUUAUCAGGUUAUAACAGCAGUAUGAUUACUGUAAUCUGCAGUGCUGUUGUAUCCUUAUUAGUCUUUCUGAGGUUAAGGAAAAACAUAGUCGAGCUGACAUUGCAGUGCAGUAUAGGACUGUAUUAGGAGACGAAAUAGACGCCAUCUUAAAAUAUGUAGCCUAAAGCAGGCCCACAAUGCACUGCAAUGUCAACUCGACCAAGUUUUUUCCCAGCCUCGGAAUGGCUAAUAGAAAUAAAGUUGAUAAGAAACAAUGCAGAUUAAAGWUAAUGACUGUAGUUAGUUCAGGUUAUUUCAAAAAUAAGUUAGCCACCGAGAACUAGAAAGCUGAGAUUUUUAAUAUUUCAUAUCAAACAAGUAAAGUUAGUGAGGCAAAUUACAACUUGAGCAUGAUCAAAAGAAAUGAUCAAUGAAACUCAAAUUUUUUUAUUUACCUUCGUCCAUAAAAAAAAACAACAAAAAUACAAAAAAAUUAAUAUCCAUUCAUGUAAAUGUAUCUACCAAUAAUCCUUUUUUCUCAGCUUCGUAGCUUUUCAGCUGAUACACCUUAUUUAGUGAAAUAAGUAUAACCACGUAGCCUCCUUGCCUAUUGCUUCUUAAUCAGUAGAGAGUCAUUUUGAAGAGAAAUCUAUAAGGCGUUUACACCAAAAAACACUGUUUCGUGUCCUGGUUAUUUAAGUUUGUUUUCCGUUUAAAAAAAUGCGUCCUGCUUCAUCCAAAUUUUGUAAGUUUGAACUAGAAAUGAGGCCUCUGAUUCUGUCAUAAACACAGAAAACAGAAGAUAUUUAAAUAAGGAAAAAAACAGAGUCGAAAAACAAACAGAAAAUUAAAAAAAGGAAAAAAGAAAAAGAAAAGCAUGAAAUAAAUAAGUAAACAACGUUAGGAAAAAAACGUUAGAAAAGAAAAAAAAUAAGGGAAUAACUAAAAAGUAACAAACAGAUCAUCGAAUGAAUAAGAGAACAAACGAAUGAAUGGAAGACAGGAAGAAAGGAAUGACGUAGUGAUGGAAAAGGAAAGGAAGGAAAAAGAGCAACAGCAAACUUUGUGACAAAGCAAACCAUAUCAUGAAAAAAAAAAAAAAAAAGACUUGAAGACACUAACUUUUUUCAAUCAGUAUUUCUUGGACUAUAUUAUUGACUCACAACACUGUGAAAGUCCAGUGCUUUUCAAAAGCUUGCAAUGAUAAAUACUAAACAUAAGAUUACAGCUCUAGUCUUCGAGAUGCACCUGUUGUACCCAAUAUAUGUAAAUAUGUAUUUAUAUGGGGCUUUUAAUCUAUACAAUUUAGUCUUAAAAACAGUAAGCAACUACUAGUCAUAAUUUGACUGAAACUAAUUUAUAGGUGGCAGGUGUUAAAUUUUAUCGGCCUCAUUCAUAUGGCUAAAACGAAAACGAAAUUUGAUUUCAUGCGUCACUGUAGGCUCAUUUGUAGUUACAAAUAUUGAACGUUGAAGAAAUGGCAUCGUGGAUGUUUUUUAUGAGGACAUGUUUAUGGGAAAAUGUGUUAAAUGGCAAGCUCGAGCUCUUGCCUUCAGGCACGAAUAAAUCCCGAAAGGAAACAACAAUAUUCGAAUCUAAAUUUAAUGUCAUUCUCCCAAAUCGAAACAUGGCCUUCUAUAUMGUGAUGCUCGUCCAAUUUCUAAAUGUUUCAUUUUGAAACAACUGCUUUUUAAGGGGGCUGGGUCACUUGGCCUUUUUGUCCGAAUAGAAAAUUUGUAUCUAUUUUGACUAGAAAAAAGUCGUUUUGUUUAAGGUGAUAUAGAAGUUAGAAGUUACAAAAAUUCAGAUAUUUCAAACUACCAAGAUAGAUCAUCGUAUGCGGUCAUCAAGAAUUGUUAAGAGACAAAAUCAUAACAAGAAGAACUGAGACGGCUACAACACAUGUUCUAUCUUGAGUUAGUUUAUAUAUAAUAUAAAUAAUACGUAUAUGAAAUCCACAGUUCUAAAAAGGAAUAACCCCUCAUGUAAAAGAUACYGUAAAUAAUUUGAUAGUUAGGAGUACUACUAGGAUGGAAGGGAUAUCCAUUUGUUAAGGUUGAAUGUACUUCUAAGGGUAGUUUUUGGCAAAUCUUUCACUUCUUACUUAAAAAGCAACUCUUAUUUGCGGGAAAUGGUGAAAGAUUAUUACAGUGAGUCCCUGGCGAUUAUGAUCCUUUCACGAUAACUCAAAUAGCUUUCACAUUCACUAAAGCCCUAAGCAUAUUGUUUGCCCGGAUGGAGUGAAUGAAGCUAAUAAAUGGCUUCCUCAUUUAAGCCCUAGGCCUAUGAUUGGAUAGCGUGAGUGAAGCCACUAAAUGGCUUCCAAAUUCAAGCCCCGUGAUUGGAUAGCGUGAGCAAAGCCAUCAAAUGGUUUCCACAUUCAAGCAUCGUGAUUGGAUGGCGUGAGUAAAGCCAUCGAAUGUUUUUUAACAUUCAAGACGAUUUUUAGCUUUUAGCUUUGAUAAUGAUUGAAUGUACUGUAAGGUCAUAAUUGAUGUCAAAUAAAGCACAGAAUAAUUGUC
This is a messenger RNA of Actinia tenebrosa (Australian red waratah sea anemone), 4201 nucleotides long. RefSeq names its product QRFP-like peptide receptor. Gene Ontology annotation, molecular function: G protein-coupled receptor activity. Gene Ontology annotation, biological process: G protein-coupled receptor signaling pathway. Gene Ontology annotation, cellular component: plasma membrane. NCBI's taxonomy places the organism in Eukaryota, Metazoa, Cnidaria, Anthozoa, Actiniaria, Actiniidae. The record is from RefSeq and is a predicted model, not a curated record.